AUGUCUUUAUUUGGUAAUACAACAACAGGUGGUGGUGGAUUAUUUGGAAAUACAACAACACCAACACAAACCACUGGCGGUGGGUUAUUUGGAAAUACAACAACAGGUGGUGGAUUAUUUGGAAAUACAGCAACACCAACAACAGGUGGCGGAGGAUUAUUUGGAAAUACAGCAACACCAACACUAACCACAGGUGGCGGUGGUGGAUUAUUUGGAAAUACAACAGCACCAACAACAGGUGGUGGUGGAUUAUUUGGAAAUACACCCACACAAACCACUGGUGGUGGAUUAUUUGGAAAUACAGCAACAGGUGGUGGUGGAUUAUUUGGAAAUACACAACAACAACAACAACAACAACAACAACAACAACAACAACAACAACAACAACAACAACAACAACCAUCAACAUCAUUAUUUUCUCAAUCAAGUUUAGGGUCUCAAUCUAGUUUAGGGUCUCAAUCAAGUUUAGGGUCUCAAUCUAGUUUAGGAUCACAAUCAAGUUUAGGUUCAUUUGGACAAACACAACAACCACAAACAUCAUCAUUAUUUGGUAAUUUACAACAACAACAACAAUUACAACAACCACAAAGAAGUAUCAUAGAACAAAAAUUAUAUGAUUUUAUGCAAUCAAUUUCACCAAAUAGUUUAAAUUGUAGAUUUUUAUACUGGUUUUAUAAUUAUCAAGCAAAUGGGCAAUUGGUUGACCCAAAUUCAAUACCAAAACCACCAAAUGUAACAGUAGAUCAAUGGGCAUACGCUCUUUCAAAUAAUCCUGAUCCUUCAAUAUUAAUACCAGUUGCAGCUAAAUCAUUUGAUGAUUUAAUUAAUAGAAGAAUGAAACAAGAAGAAACAAUUAUAGCAUUAGAUCAAAAUACACAAGAAGCGUUAAAGAGAAUGAGAGAUUUAGAAAAUCAUUUAAAUUUUCAUAUUCAUACACAAUUGGAAAUGAUGAGAAAGAAACAAAUUGAAUUGAUUCAACGUUAUAUUGAAGUUUGGUCAAAUUUAGAGAUUUAUCAAAGUAAAGGUAAAACAUUUACAACAAGUGAAGAAAGAAUUAUGAAAAAAAUCUAUGAAUUAUUCGAAGAGAUUAAUCAACCAAAUUCAAUUAAAUCAAAAGUCGAAGAAAUCUCGAAUCAAUUGAAAUUAGGUUCAAUGGAAAAAGAGAAAAUUAAAUAUGAAAUUUCACCAGAAGCCGUCGAACCACUUUAUAAUCUUUUAAAAAAUAUGACUAUUUCAAUUGAACGUAUAACAAAUGAAUUGGAAAUUGCUGUAAAAGAUGCUCAAAUUUUAAAAAAUGAAUUAUAUCAAUUAAAAAAAUGUUAA
Messenger RNA from Dictyostelium discoideum AX4, 1323 nucleotides. RefSeq names its product nucleoporin 54 (gene nup54). NCBI's taxonomy places the organism in Eukaryota, Evosea, Eumycetozoa, Dictyosteliales, Dictyosteliaceae. Bases 1 to 1323 code for a protein of 440 amino acids. Gene Ontology annotation, cellular component: nuclear pore. The transcript is spliced from 3 exons. The record is from RefSeq and is a predicted model, not a curated record.